AUGGCCCAACCGGCGGGACUGACCAAUCUACAGGACUCGCCUCGACAAAGCAAAUCCCCCUUGUCGGAAUCCGAGUCGAAUGCCCCUCGAUCGGCAACCGAAAGCUACAGCCCCGACACCUUUUCCGGUGUGUAUCGAGGUGUCCAGCCGACCCCAAAGCCCAGGCUUCCCAGGAAGAGCUCCGCGCUUGGCUUCAACGAAUCCACGAUCAUCGCGGGCGGCAACAAACGCAGCUCCACCUACCAGCCCUCACAGGGAACGACAUUCUCGCCCAACUUCGAAGCUCAGAAUGCAAGACAGCUGAGCCUGAAGCAUAGCCUCGCCAAACCUCUACCCCAAACUCCUCCUCAGCCCAGCCCCGCCACUCCAAUCGCACCCCAAUCGGCCGGCCAAGACACGCGAACUCGUCCAGCCGAGCCCAACAUGGACAGCCGGACGAGUACGAUGGAUUCGACCAGCUCGACAGCCUCCGGGCAGAUAUAUGGCGGGCAAGACCAAUACGCACAAGACAUGAACAGCAGCAUGAGCAGUCUCGCUAGCUCUGUUAGGCAGGAGGGAGUGGAAGAAGCGCGGGAUGGGCUGACGCCUCGGAGCAAUGGCCCGCCAUCUGCUGCCGCGUCACCAGCCGUCACCCAAACGAGGUCGCAGGCUACUGCUACGCCUGUUGGGGGGCCAUCCCAAGGGUCUUCUGCGCACUUAUCAGGACUCAUGUGCAAUGUGCACCGAACGACCGGACGCGAACCCCCCCCUCUGGUGGGCGCCACUACCACGAUUCUAGGAGACAAGCUCUACGUUUUCGGCGGCAGGAUACUGUCUCGAAGCCGCCCGGCACCGUUGACUGCAGAUUUGUACGAGCUCGACCUUAUUCGCAGGCACUGGACUAAGCUCGAGACAUCUGGCGAUAUACCACCCCCGCGGUACUUCCACUCCAUGUGUCCCCUUGGGGACACGAAGAUGGUUUGCUACGGAGGCAUGUCGCCCGCACCCAACCAAUCUGCGUCUGCCGACCAGCAGCAGCCCGAAGUAACCGUCAUGUCUGACAUCUACACCUACGAUGUUUCGUCGAAGAAGUGGACGUAUUUGCCAGCCCAGGAUGCUCCGCAGGGCCGUUAUGCGCAUUGCGCUUGCAUCCUGCCAUCCUCGGCAUCCUUUGCCUCGACUCGGGCACCGCUAUCCGCACUUCAACACAAUCCGUCGACGGGCAAUCCAAACGAAGGCCGCAUCGGUAUCAAUAUUGACGGCUCGGGUGGCGCGGAGAUGGUCAUUGUGGGUGGUCAGGACGGCGCAAACCAUUACAUUGAGCAGAUCAGCGUCUUCAACCUCCGCAGCCUCAAAUGGACGUCAACUCAGCCGCUAGGAAAGAGCUGUGGUGCGUAUCGAAGCGUCGCGGCUCCACUCCCGCCAUCUGUGACAUCCAGAAUCGGAAAGCUGGCACAGAACGCCUCACGAGCAGACGGCGGCAUCAGCCAAGAGGCGCGAGAACCAGGCUCGUCCAUGUUGAUCUACUCCAACUAUAACUUUUUGGAUGUCAAGCUCGAGCUUCAGAUCCGCGCCUCGGACGGGACUUUGACGGAACGGCCGAUGUCGGGCACGUAUUCACCGCCUGGGCUUCGAUUUCCCAAUGGCGGCGUGAUUGACACCCAUUUCGUGGUGAGCGGGACGUAUCUCACCUCUUCGAAGCAAGAGUACGCCCUCUGGGCAUUAGACCUGAGGACCCUUACCUGGAGCCGCAUAGACGCAGGUGGGAGUGUCUUCAGCCAAGGAAGCUGGAACAGGGGAGUCCUGUGGAAUCGUCGCAACACCUUUGUCAUUCUCGGGAACCGAAAACGCAGCCUUGUCGACGACUACAACCAUCGCCGCAUCAACUUCUCGAAUGUCUGCAUGGUGGAGCUGGAGGCCUUUGGGUUCUACGACAACCCGCGCAAAACCAGCCCACUGUCCGGCUUUAUCUCUGCGAGCAGCCCUUACUCUGGUCCAGGCCUUAGCCUCACACGCAAGGCAGGGUACACUGCGGGCGGCCGCUUCCACUCUCGAGCGAGUGAGGAGCUUGGCGAGAAAGCGCUGGCAAUGCGAGAACUCUCCGACAUGGACAUCUUGUGCAUCGGUGGCGAGCGCAUACCAGUCAAUUCGAGGAUUGUCGCGAGGAGAUGGGGUCCAUAUUUCGUUCAGCUGCUGAGGGAAGGGACGGCGUCGCAGGAUGGCAGCGACGGCUUCACGCUGCGUUCUGGUCUCUCAAGCAAUCCACUGAGGGCAUCGGCCUUGACCAUCACUCCCAACUCGAAGAACACGCCGGAGGGCUCGUCCAUAAAUAGCGGAUCCAUGCUGUCGACGUCGGCAUCCAGCACGUCUUUGUCCACCAACCCGGCGCCUGGCAGCUCCGGAACAGCGGCGGGCCAAGGAGAAGACAUCAAUCCCGCCACCACUAACACUGCGCCGACGCCUCGCUCAUUGCCGCCAAACCUUCGCCCUCGAUGCGUCUAUCUGCCGCAUACGUACCUGACCGUUCAAGCACUGCUUCAUUUCCUCUACACGAGCUCGCUACCGCCACCGUCUUCUCCUCUCUGCACGCCCCAGAUUUUAUGUUCGCUUCUCCAGAUCGCGCGGCCAUAUCGCGUGGACGGACUCCUCGAAGCCGUUGUCGAGCGUCUUCACGCCCUGCUCGAUAGCAGGAAUGCGGCGGCGGUGUUCAAUGCGACGGCCAUGGCGGCCGGCGGGGGCCGUGGUAUCGAUGGGUCUCUCAACCCCAACUUUUUCGUUGGGAGCCUUGAUCCAAUCGGGUCGCCAACCUCGACCUCGGACUUUUCUCUGGGCGGCACGACCGCAAACGAAUCCUUCUCGUCUGACCUGGCUGCCGCGGCUGGAGGUCUGAGCAUCAACACCAACGUCCAGUCGGGUCGCCCACACAGCGGCGAAAUUUCUGCGUCUACUAGUCGCAGUGGAUCUGAAUGGGGGUCAGAAGUUGGAGGCAGUGAGGGCGAGCGGUUCAUUUGGAACGGUGAGCUGAGCAGUGUCAUUGGCCUGCAGAAACGCGGCUUGAGAGGCUUGAUGGAAGGUCGGCGGAUGAGGGAGCGGACAGGAACAGGCGGCGCGGCGACCAUGAGCGGUCCAGGCGGUCCAGCAUAUGCCAGUGGACAGCCGAGCAGUGGCCAGCGCGUUGGACUGGGAAUUGCGGGCUCAUAA
Molecule: messenger RNA, 3180 nt
Organism: Purpureocillium lilacinum
Lineage: Eukaryota; Fungi; Ascomycota; Sordariomycetes; Hypocreales; Ophiocordycipitaceae
Source: RefSeq, a predicted model, not a curated record